AUGGAAAGCGAAUUAUCUCCUGAUAAGCUGCCCAAGAGCGUCAAGGUUCGCUCAACGUGCAAUGCGUGUCAACAAGCAAAGAUCCGUUGCAGCCAUGAAAGACCUUCCUGUAAACGAUGUCAGAAACAUAACAUAGACUGUGUUUACAGCAUAUCGAGGCGUUUGGGGAGGCCGGCUAAAAAGAGAGACCCGAAUCUUGAUCCCUCUAUGGGUCAGGCAGGGAGUGAUGGGCCAUCGAAUAAAAGGUUACGCGGCCAGAAAAAGAAGAAGGCUAAAGAAGAACCCCUUGCAGACUUCGAUACUAGCGAACAGUCUGUCGAUGGUGAGAGCAAACCUCUAUUCGACAGCCUUACUUUCGACCAUGGACACAUUGACGACGUAUCGAAUGGAGAUGCCAGCUUGCGCACCCCAACUUUCAUGGACAUCGUCACGGCCGCACCCUUUUCAAUGUCCAGCGAUAUCGAUAUGGCCUCCGAUAGUUGGCUGCACGAGUUCAUGUCGAAUCCGUUCACCGACCCUACUCAAGGUUGCUCGUUUGUCGAUCCGUUCGAGAACAAUAUUGGCAUUGACGACACGACAACGAGAACAUCGACGGAUCAGGAUAGCCUGCCAGUUCAAUCGGAACGGCUUUCAGACUCAACACCAGACGCACUCGAUUUAGCCUCACCUUCAAGCUACCACCCCGCUUUCAAUGGCUGCUUAACUCACAGCGAGUCCGUGGCUAAUGCUUCUCAGAGCUGUCCUCAAGGCAACUCUGUUUACCCUGAAAAUCCUAAGCACGAGACUUCUCUUUGGUCACAGCAACUUCCCUCUCUAAGUGGGCCGGAGCCAUCAAGUUUCUUUCCUCAGGUCAACCCUUCGAAACGAGCACAUGACUACAGUUUCUCCGAUGAAGGAUUAGUGACAAAUGCCAGCAGCAUUUCGAGCAUCUGCCCGUGUCAAAGCCAUGAUCAUACCGUUCGGGACCUGAUCAGAGUAAACGCCUGCGCUUUGCAGACGGGCCCUACGAUUGCUAUCGACUCAAUCCUAACAUGUCAAAAGGUACUGCAGCAGUUGACUGAAACAAUACUUCAAUGCCGAGGAUGCUCUCAGACAAGGAUGAACUUCCUCAUGGUGAUAAUGUUCAGUAUUGAUAACCUGCUUGUCGCCCUUGACACAAUCACGUCAGCCGAGAACGAUGUGGUAGAAAGGCUGUUUCCCGAGUACUUCGGGACGCUAUCUCAGGGCUACAGAGCUGACACUGGGGUCACAAACCACAAUCGACGAUUCAACGUGAGUAGUGUGCCACUUAGGGCGCAGCUCGACGCGUGCCCGUUAAUAAUUGGUGGUUUCUGUGUGCCGUCUGAGGAGAAGUUUGCAUUCGUGAAGCGAAUUUUGCAUCGUCGCUUGGCAUGCUUGCAACGGACAGUCCAUCGAAUCCAAGUCUACACGCAGGAAUAUCUGGCACCGUCGGCAGGUAAAGUGACGAUGAUGAAAGAAAUCUAUCAAAGGCUGCGGUUGAUUAUGAGUUCAACAAUGCCGACAUACCCCAGUCCCAACACAUCGAAGCCUGGCAAUACCUAUUUGUCAAAGGAAGUAUCCGACCGCAUAAUUUAUCAGCUUAUUCUUGCCUCGAUGGAAUCUGAUACCGGAUGUCAAUGUUCGAUUGGAGCUUUGCAUAUCAUGAACGAGCUUCAGGGCGUGCACGCAGUGGUGGAAUUGGAAACAAUCCUAAGCUUAGUCGAUCGUAUACAUGGCCUAGGCCAAGCGAUGCUAAGAUGUAGGGAUUGUAGAGCCAACCCAGGUCCCUCUCUCAUGACUCUUCCAGCCCUUACCGACCAGUCUCUUGCUCUCUUUGAAGCAGCAUGUCUGACCUACAACGUCACCCGAAAGGACGUUUUAUUCGACUCGUCAUUGCCGGUAUGCAUACCAAGCAAGUCGCAACUGGGUCAGAUGGAGCUGGAAGACGAAGAGACUGGAGUUCUAGUGCGCAUGUUGCUUGGCAAGUGGUCGAUGAAGCUGUUGGAGCUGCUGAAGGGGCUGCGGUCACUAUCUAAGGAUAUUGGUCAGUUGCACAGAGCUGGUGUUGGGACAUCAAGAGCAUGUGAGCCAUCCGUCGAGCCUGCGAUCCGUCGUCUUGUAUUGUUUAUGGAGCAAAUCGAAGGAGAUUCAGCUAAGUGCAAUAUCGGGUCAGCGGGGCCAGGGACGUUCGAAGUAACCCGUCCAUUGACCCCAACCGAGAACUUUGCCAAUCAGGGCCCUUUUGACUUGACUUUUAGUCACUUUAUCGGGGCGAUCAAAGUGGAGAGGCUCAUCUACAGCCCCGAUGUAGGGUGUCCCUUUCAUGGUCGGGACAAAUCCCCACCCCGCCAGGGUGAAACGCCCGGCACAGUUCAUGUCCUGCUCAAUAUCAUCGUGGUAGGCCUUGGUGGUUGUAGGUGGAAUACCAAAAAAGAGUCCGUGAGUAAUAAUAGAGAAAGGCAUAGGCGCGUCAACGUCUUCGCAAGUCAGAACGUAUUGUUUGAUGUUGAGAUCGGAGGGCGCCCUCCAAUGCAACUCUGGCACUUUUCCACCACUACCUUCAGCAAGACAGGUGUGAUCUGGGAGCAGCGGUGA
Molecule: messenger RNA, 2595 nt
Organism: Aspergillus versicolor CBS 583.65
Lineage: Eukaryota; Fungi; Ascomycota; Eurotiomycetes; Eurotiales; Aspergillaceae
Product: Zn(II)2Cys6 transcription factor domain-containing protein
Exons: 6
Coding region: 1-2595 (864 amino acids)
Biological process (GO): regulation of DNA-templated transcription
Molecular function (GO): DNA-binding transcription factor activity, RNA polymerase II-specific; zinc ion binding
Source: RefSeq, a predicted model, not a curated record